Messenger RNA from Botrytis sinoallii, 1044 nucleotides. RefSeq lists its product as uncharacterized. NCBI's taxonomy places the organism in Eukaryota, Fungi, Ascomycota, Leotiomycetes, Helotiales, Sclerotiniaceae. The coding region runs from base 1 to 1044 and encodes 347 amino acids. The record is from RefSeq and is a predicted model, not a curated record. The transcript has a single exon.
AUGUCUGUCAAGCAGACGGCGGAUCUUUUGACUCUGGUUGAUAAUUUCUACCUUCGCAAUGGACUUGAUCAAGGAGACCAACUUACUUGUUAUGAAUUCGUUAAGAAUGCUUUCCCAGGGAAGAAUAUCGAGGAGCCUGCAUGUCAAGGAUAUUGCUCGCUGACUUUUUUGGUGGGAGACGAUAUCGUUAUUCAAUUUCGACCUGAUAAAUAUCGAUUGAAUCUCAUGACAACUCAUGCUGCACGAGAGAUACACGGGAAGUUUUGCCCUCGAAUCACUUAUGUUACCAGUCUCCCGAAAUCCGGAUUGUUAGUAUAUUCGAUGAACCGAUUACCUGGUGUCUCAUUUAAAGAUUUCCGAGCAAGCAACACAUCUCUAGCUAUCAAUACCGAUACUCGAGCAAUUCUAUGUAGAGAUUUCGCCGCAUUUCUAGCAGUAGGAUGGCAUCGAAAAGAUUGCGUAUCUCUUCCGCGUGGUAUUGUAGGGUCAUCAUUACUAUCUCGCCUUGAAUUACUAUGCAAGGAUCUACCAGUCCGAUUCCAGCCAUUAGCUAAAAGAAUUCGCAAAGAUAUGCGAUUCGUUGAAUCUAUGCCAUGGGUACUAACUCACGGCGACAUAAUUCCAAGCAAUAUCAUGAUCAACCCCCUUACGCACCACCUUACUGGACUUGUUGAUUGGGCAGAAGCCGAACCUCUACCAUUUGGAACCUGUUUCUAUGGACUCGAGGAGAUUCUCGGUGAAAUUACGCCCAUCGGCUUUCGUUACCAUGCCGAUGCGACAUAUCUGCGAAAUAUUUUCUGGAUCGAACUCGUUACUUUGAUCCCUGAGUUGAAACAAGAUGAAGUGAUGAGAACAGUUCAACUUGCGAGAGAUUUGGGGGUAUUACUUUGGCACGGUAUUGCAUGGGACGAUGGUGCCAUUAAUCGAGUUGUAAUGGAGGAGAGAGACGAGGAUGCAGAUGAGAUAAGGAGAUUAGAUGCUUUCUUGGAUACUGAUGUUAGAGCCCAGAUUACUUCUGAAUCAGAGCAUUCGUCAAAGCUUUAA